AUGUCUUAUUACAGCUAUAACCAUCAUCAACCAACAGCACCCGCUCCUUCGGUUUCGCAUAACCACCAUGGCGGUCGAAACCGGAGAGCACCGAGGCUCUCUGUAUCUCAAAACUCUCAGAAACAGUUUCGCGGUGUGAGGAGCAUGAAGGAGCUGAGUGAAUCUGUUUCCGUGAAUGCUUUCCGAUCACAGUUCGAAGCGAGCCGUUCUUUCGAUCUCGAGGAUGACAUGGAGUUUUGUCCCAAGCUGUUGACGGAGAUUGAUCUGGUGUCGAUUAGCAGUGCUUCUUCCGACCGAUCUUCAUUAUCCAGCAACUCACCUAAUGCUUCACCCACGCAGCACCCACAGCAAGUUGCUUCCAGCUUCUCUCUCAACUCUACCUCUCCAGCUUUUAUUCCUCCUACUUUCCAAACUCAACAGUCGAGCCUAAAGUUGCAUGCACCCGCCGCCACCCGGGCGCGCAACGCCAUCCCUAUCAUCAACCCCGCCAAUGGCCUGACGAUGUCCAGCCCGCCGCAGUCCGUUUCGCCUGCCCGAAUGCAGCACAUCGGCAGACGGUGGUAG
Daldinia childiae is the source of this 564-nucleotide messenger RNA. RefSeq lists its product as uncharacterized. The transcript is spliced from 2 exons. Bases 1 to 564 code for a protein of 187 amino acids. The record is from RefSeq and is a predicted model, not a curated record. NCBI's taxonomy places the organism in Eukaryota, Fungi, Ascomycota, Sordariomycetes, Xylariales, Hypoxylaceae.